Molecule: messenger RNA, 1482 nt
Organism: Trichophyton verrucosum HKI 0517
Lineage: Eukaryota; Fungi; Ascomycota; Eurotiomycetes; Onygenales; Arthrodermataceae
Exons: 3
Coding region: 1-1482 (493 amino acids)
Biological process (GO): GABA catabolic process
Cellular component (GO): mitochondrion
Molecular function (GO): pyridoxal phosphate binding
Source: RefSeq, a predicted model, not a curated record
AUGGCUUCCAUUCUACGUUCCAGAGCCGGCGUCAGGGCUGCUGUCCAGGCCAGAUGCUUUAGCUCGACCCCGAGGCAUGCCGCUGCCUCUGCUUUCUUCACCAACGAGCCGGCUGGUCCGACUGUAAAGACUGCCAUCCCGGGACCAAAGAGCAAGGAGGCCAUCUCCCAGCUUGACCGCGUCUUCGAUACUAGGAGCUUGAAUAUGCUGGUUGACUACCAAAAGUCCACCGGAAACUACAUUGCAGACUUGGAUGGAAACGUCUUGCUUGAUGUGUUUGCCCAGAUUGCUUCUAUCCCAGUGGGAUAUAACAACCCCGCAUUGCUUGCUGCCACCAAGACUACCGAUAUGGCCAGUGCCCUCAUCAAUCGCCCAGCACUCGGCAACUUCCCCUCUCACAACUGGGCAAGCAUCCUCGAGUCCGGUCUCUUGCGAGUUGCCCCAAAGGGCCUUGACCAGGUGUUUACCUCUACUACCGGCUCUGAUGCCAAUGAGACUGCCUACAAGGCGGCUUUCAUGUACUAUGCUCAACGUCAGCGUGGUGGUCCUGAUGUAGAGUUUUCCUCCGAGGACAUCUCUUCCACUAUGGUAAACCAAGCUCCUGGCUCCCCCAACUACUCCAUCAUGUCAUUCACUUCCGCGUUCCACGGCCGCCUCUUCGGCUCUCUUUCCACCACCCGCAGCAAGGCCAUCCACAAGCUUGAUAUCCCGGCCUUUGACUGGCCCCGUGCUCCUUUCCCUCAACUCAAGUACCCACUCGAUCAAUUCGCUGCUGAGAAUGCCGCAGAGGAGAAACGCUGCCUUGAGGAAGUUGAGAGGCUGAUCAAGGAGUUCCACAACCCUGUCACUGCUGUUGUUGUUGAACCAGUCCAGUCUGAGGGUGGAGACAACCACGCCUCCGCAGCCUUCUUCCAGGGUCUCCGUGAAAUCACCAAGCGCAACAACGUCCUCUUGAUUGUCGACGAAGUUCAGACCGGUGUCGGUGCAACUGGUAAAUUCUGGGCUCACGAGCACUGGAACCUAUCCACUCCACCAGACAUUGUCACCUUCUCCAAAAAGGCACAGGCCGCCGGUUACUAUUUCGGCAACCCAGCUCUGAGACCUAACAAGCCAUACAGACAGUUCAAUACAUGGAUGGGUGACCCAGCUCGUGCUCUCAUCUUCCGUGCCAUAAUCGAGGAGAUUGAGCGUCUGGAUCUCGUCAGGCACACCGCACAGACAGGUGACUAUCUCUUUGCUGGUCUUGAGCGCCUGGCCGAGAAGUACCCCGGCCAAUUCAAUAAUCUACGUGGAAAGGGACAAGGCACCUUCAUCUCAUGGGACAGCCCUCAGCGUGAUGCAGUGCUAAAGCGUGGUAAGGAGGUCGGCAUCAACAUCGGUGGAUGCGGCGAGUCGGCCGUCAGGCUGAGACCCAUGCUGGUCUUCCAGAAGCACCAUGCUGAUAUUCUCCUCGAAUCUCUCGAGAAGAUUGUCAAGUCAUGA